CUCGACUCGGCCCGCCUACCAUGUCAACCGCAAAGACAGCCAUGUAGGCUUUCUUGGUGGAGAAGCUCUUCACCUUCCCAACCCAAGAUUUUUGUUCUUUUUCCCUCUUCGUCCUCGGUGCCACUGCAAACUCACAAAGCGCACCGUUCAUUGCACCUCUCUCUCUCUCUCUCUCUCUCUCCCCACACUCUGUUUCUCUCUCUGCCGCAGUAAAUUUCUGGUGGUGGCUCUGCGCAUUCUAACGACCGAAAUCACAGCUUGACCCGUCGUGUGCAAAUUCGUGGUCAUUUUCUUUCUGGGAUUUUAAGGUUUCAUUCUCAUUUGACGAGAUUGUCUGCUGAUAUGAUAAGCAGGCGCAAAAACAAUUAAUUUGAUCAGAUUUGGGGUGGAAUUGUUCUUUUUGAAUAAAUGGUUAUCAAGUUCUGGUGCCUGGGAUGAAAGCUGCAUUUGGAGAAGUGCAUUGUUGUUGUGUAACUAAAGAUGGGAAGGGUUAAGUUAAAGAUAAAGAAAUUAGAGAGCAGUGGUAACCGGCAGGUUACGUUUUCAAAACGGAGAAAUGGAAUCUUGAAGAAAGCUAAGGAGUUAUCAAUCUUAUGUGAUGUAGAUAUUGUCCUUCUCAUGUUUUCCCCCACUGGAAGGCCUACGAUAUUCCAAGGGGACCGCAGUAAUUUUGAAGAGAUUGUUUCAAAGUUUGCGCGGUUAACUCCGCAGGAGAGGGCAAAGAGGAAAUUGGAGAGCCUGGAAGUGCUGAAAAAAACUUUUAAGAAGUUGGAUCAUGACGUUAACGUACAAGAUUUCAUGAGUUCAAGCUCUCAGACAGUUGAGGAUCUGACUCAUCAAGUAGCGGUAUUGCAAACCCAACUUACAGAACUCCAUAAGAGACUGAGCUUUUGGAGCGACCCAGAUAAGGUUGACAAUCUUGAACAGCUUAGGCAGAUGGAAGACAUGCUUAAGGAAUCAAUCAACCGAACCUGUCUACGCAAGGAAAAUUUGGGAAAACAUCAACUAACAUCACUAGAUUGCACAAACCAGUUUCAAAAUGGAAUGCUUUCGUCUUUAUUAGUUGGUGGUGGUAUGCAAGAAGCUCAACCUAUAACUUGGCUUUUCAAUAGCGACAAUCAACAUAUGAUAUUCCCGAAUGAGCCGAACUAUCUUCCACAUAGAGGUGUGGAGUGCUCUACAAAUGCCACUGUUCCACAUUAUACUAGUUACUUUGGCACUGGGACGAGCACUAGCCCUAGCAACAGCAAACAAUCUGAGGCCGGUGAUCCAGUACGACUAGAUACUAUGGGACAAAUUUCUAAUAUGGAAGGAGGCGGUGGCUUAAAUGAGUUUGACAUUAAUGCUUGUUUAAGUACGGAACCUGGUAAGCAUUACGCUUAUCCAUCAUAUUGUAGUUCUUACGUGCCAGACGAUCAGAAAUUGAACCAUGAAAUGGAAAAGAACGUACCAACAAAUCCGGUGGACUAUCAACUGAGUAGCAACUUUGAACUGCCAAGAUCUUUGUAUGAAACUGAUCAUCAUGCUUGGCUUUCUUCAUCUGGGCCUAGCGGCAUUGCUGUGUACAAGGAGAAUACCUACCAACCGCAACCAAACGUGAGAUUGUAGCUGACAAAAUAUUGGAAGGAUUUACGGGAGGCACAUACCGAGCAAAUGAUAUGAGUUGGAAAUCUUAAGAGUAAUCCAAGAUAUGUAUUGAUGCUAACAGGCUACUUGGGGGAUUAGACUAAAUCUGUAUAUAUAUUGUACAAGACAUAUAGAAUUAUAAUUCAUCUGUAUACUAACAUCGUUGGGUUCCUUAAUUCAGAGCAUCCACCACUUUUGUAAACUAUUACUCAUAGAAAAUGAAAGCAAACAUGAUGGAUUUCUCGAA
This is a messenger RNA of Malus domestica (apple), 1873 nucleotides long. Its product is annotated as agamous-like MADS-box protein AGL65. NCBI's taxonomy places the organism in Eukaryota, Viridiplantae, Streptophyta, Magnoliopsida, Rosales, Rosaceae. The record is from RefSeq and is a predicted model, not a curated record. Gene Ontology annotation, biological process: regulation of transcription by RNA polymerase II. Gene Ontology annotation, molecular function: protein dimerization activity; DNA-binding transcription factor activity, RNA polymerase II-specific; RNA polymerase II cis-regulatory region sequence-specific DNA binding.